Cannabis sativa is the source of this 2607-nucleotide messenger RNA. Its product is annotated as tRNAse Z TRZ4, mitochondrial. Gene Ontology annotation, cellular component: mitochondrion. Gene Ontology annotation, molecular function: 3'-tRNA processing endoribonuclease activity. The transcript is spliced from 11 exons. Lineage: Eukaryota; Viridiplantae; Streptophyta; Magnoliopsida; Rosales; Cannabaceae. The record is from RefSeq and is a predicted model, not a curated record. Bases 78 to 2384 code for a protein of 768 amino acids. Gene Ontology annotation, biological process: mitochondrial tRNA 3'-end processing.
CCGUUUUUUUCUCUUGUUCCCUCCAAAGAUUCAUUACCACUUGCACAGAGACCAAAAUCCAGGAAACAGAACCGCCGAUGGAGGAGAGGAAGAAGAGAAGCUCUGAUGGACGUGAUAAUGUCGACGACAGGCCUAACAAGACUCCUCACUCGGAAACAACACCCGACCUCAUUCCUUCAAACACCACUUGUUAUUUCCAGAUACUGGGGACUGGAAUGGACACCCAUGAUACAUUACCUUCGGUGUUGCUUUUCUUUGACAAUUUAAGAUUUAUCUUUAAUGCAGGAGAGGGUUUACAACGGUUUUGCACAGAGCAAAAGAUCUCAUUGUCUCAGAUACAUUACAUAUUUCUCUCUCGUGUAUGCUCUGAGACUACAGGUGGUCUUCCAGGUGUGCUUUUGACUUUGGAUGGUGUUAGAUGUUUUGUAAGUGUACGGGGUCCAUCAAAUCUGAAGUAUUUAGUCGACACAAUGAGGUCUUUCAUCUCAAAUGGUGCUUUGGUAGACAUAGAGAGCUUUGAAUCCUCACUUAGCUCCAUUGAUCUUAAACAUGUUAAAGAUGUGAAAAUAUCAUCUAUUGUUUUACAACCAACUCCUGGUGAUAUGUCUGUAGUAUAUGUCUGUGAGUUGCCUGAAAUCAAGGGGAGAUUCAACAAAGCAAAAGCCCUGGCUUUGGGUGUUCGACCUGGGCCAAAGUAUAGUCAACUUGUUCAAGGACAAUCAGUAAAGUCAGAUCACCAAGAUAUCAUGGUUCAUCCAAGUGAUGUAAUGGACUCGUCUCUUCCCGGUCCCAUUGUACUCCUUGUAGAUUGCCCCAAUGAGUCUCAUUUGCAACAGUUGUUGUCCACAGAUCAUCUCAAUAAUUAUUUCACAGACUUCUCGGGUUCACCUGGGAGUUCUAAGGUGGUCAAUUGUAUUAUCCAUUUGAGUCCCGCAUCUGUAGUUAGCAGCCUGAAGUACCAGAAUUGGAUGAAGAGUUUUGGUUCAGCACAGCAUAUAAUGGCUGGACAUGAAAGAAAGAAUAUGAAAAUUCCAAUUUUCCAAUCAAGUGCAAGAAUGAUUACCAGGCUUAAUUAUUUAUGUCCCCAGUUCUUUCCAUCUCCAGAAUCAACCUCCAUUAUUUCAAAUGAGGAUUCAGAUCUAAAGCUUUGUGAAAGCAUUGCUGCUGAAAAUCUUCAGAAGUUUGUUUUGAGACCUCAUAGUAAGCACGGAUUGGAUAAAUCUUGUGUACCAAGUUUGUUGGUGCCCACAGAAAUCAUUGAUGAAUUACAUUCCGAAAUUCCAGAUAUCACCUUUGCAGCCCAAAAUGUCAGACAGUUGUGGCAUACGUCCACUGAAUCAACAGGAGAAAUAAGCUCUGUUAAAGAUGUUAAGUUUAGCGUUAAAGGGCCGUGGUUGGAUGACGAUACUCUUCCUAGUUGUUUGGAAAAUAUAGGAAGAGAGGACAUGGAGAUUGUCUUUCUUGGGACUGGAUCAUCUCAGCCAUCGAAAUAUCGGAAUGUCAGCUCUAUCCAUAUCAAUCUUUUCUCAAAAGGGGGUUUGCUUUUAGAUUGUGGUGAAGGAACCCUGGGACAGCUUAAACGAAGUUAUGGUGUAGACAAAGCCGAUGAUGUCAUGAGAGGACUGAGGUGCAUUUGGAUUUCCCACAUGCAUGCUGAUCACUAUGCAGGCUUGGCAAGAAUACUUGUCUUUAGACGCGAAUUGUUAAAAGAAGAUCCUUACGAACCAGCACUUGUUAUAGGACCGAAAAAACUCAAGAGAUAUUUAGAUGCAUACCAAAGACUUGAAGAUUUAGACAUGGUGUUUCUUGACUGUCAGCACACCACAAAAGAUUCACUUAAUGGGAAAAUCGACUCAGUUGACAAUGUCACAGAAAUAAAGAGCUUAAAGAAAAUUCUCAGUGAUGCUGGUUUGGAGGCCUUGAUUAGUUUUCCUGUUGUUCAUUCCACACAGGCAUUCGGUGUGGUGUUGAAGGCAGCUGAGAGAGCUAAUAGCAUUGGAAAAUCUAUCCCGGGAUGGAAGAUGGUGUAUUCUGGCGACACUAGGCCAUGUGAAGCUUCGAUAGAAGCAUCUCGUGAUGCAACUAUUCUUAUACAUGAGGCAACAUUUGAGGAUGGAAUGGUUGGGGAUGCUGUGGAUAAAGACCACAGCACAAUAGAGGAAGCCAUAGGAGUGGGGAACUCUGCUGGUGCAUAUAGAAUGAUUCUCACACAUUUCAGCCAAAGAUAUUCGAAAAUCUCAGUAUUUGAUUCGACACAAAUGCACAACUCGUGUAUUGCAUUUGACAUGAUGAGUGUCAACGUAGCAGAUUUGCCUGUGCUGCCGAAAGUAGUUCCAUAUCUGAAGAUGCUGUUUCGAAACGAAAUGGCUUUGGAGCAGUCGUAAUCGGAUGAUGGUACAUGGUAGUUCUGUUUCUUUCUUCAUCUCAUUAUAGAGUUUUAUUUAUUUAUUUAUUAUUUGUUGAGUUAAUAUUAUUUUGGACUAGUAUUUUUUAAAAAUUAAUAAUUGGAUCCUCUGUAUUUUUUUAAAAUAGUACAAAUAGGAUCAUGAGCUCAAUUUUUAAUAAUUUUUUCUUUUAAUAUAACCAAUUUGAAGACAAUUCCUAACA